AUGCGCUUAGAUUCCGGCAAUUACAGUUGGGGAUCAGAGGCUGUUACGAGAAAAACUAGAAUCAUCGCGGUCGUCUACAAUGCUUCGAACAAUGAACUGGUUAGGACGAACACGCUUGUGAAGGGAGCCGUUGUACAGAUUGAUGCGACACCUUUCAAGCAAUGGUAUGAGGCUCAUUAUGCUCAACCGCUUCGAAGGAGCAAGGCAAAAAAGGAGGGACAGACCGAGUCGGAGGAAUUAACGAAAAGUCGAUCGAAUAAAGUUCAACGUAAAAUCAAAGAGCGUAAAGAAUUAUCCAAGAUCGAUCCACUUCUUGAAGACCAAUUCAUCACAGGUCGUCUUUUUG
This is a messenger RNA of Paraglomus occultum, 346 nucleotides long. The record is from the annotation of a GenBank genome assembly. NCBI's taxonomy places the organism in Eukaryota, Fungi, Glomeromycota, Glomeromycetes, Paraglomerales, Paraglomeraceae.